AUGAUGUGUCCAUGGUGGGGCCCUUGCCUCCUGCUCCUGUCCCUGGGGGCCCCGGUGAGGCCCUAUCCUAACGGCAGAGUGAGUAAAUCCUGCAGCAGCAUGGAGCCCAACCACCACAGCCCGGGUCAGAGGGGCCCCGCUCCCUAUGCCCUCCAGACCAACACCUCCAGCUACAGCCCUGGGGACCGUGUAGAAGUGACCCUGUCCGGCCCAGGCUUCAAGGGCUUCCUCCUCCAGGCCCGCGAUCCUGAUGGGGACCCCUCUACUGUGGGCACUUUCUCCCUCACAGACCCCCACGCCACACAGCUGCUCACCUGCCACAAGCACCAG
Knipowitschia caucasica is the source of this 330-nucleotide messenger RNA. Lineage: Eukaryota; Metazoa; Chordata; Actinopteri; Gobiiformes; Gobiidae. The record is from the annotation of a GenBank genome assembly.